Rosa chinensis is the source of this 1611-nucleotide messenger RNA. Its product is annotated as enoyl-[acyl-carrier-protein] reductase [NADH], chloroplastic. The transcript has 13 exons. Gene Ontology annotation, molecular function: enoyl-[acyl-carrier-protein] reductase (NADH) activity. The record is from RefSeq and is a predicted model, not a curated record. Lineage: Eukaryota; Viridiplantae; Streptophyta; Magnoliopsida; Rosales; Rosaceae. Gene Ontology annotation, biological process: fatty acid biosynthetic process. Bases 165 to 1340 code for a protein of 391 amino acids.
CUGAAGAGUAAAGCCGCAUCAUAAGACACCAAAGCUCUUCUGAGUUCGAACUUCGAACUAACCUUUUGUCUUUCUCUUUCUAGAACAAUAAAGUUCUUAGCUUUUUUGUUUUUCUGCUCUUCACAUUGGCGCUUUCUAGUGCAAAAAGAUUCCAUUUAGUGAAGAUGGCAACUACUGCUGCUUCCAGCCUGCAAAUGGCAACAGCAAGACCCUGCAUUUCCUCUUCUCAUAGAGUUUUCAGGUCUGGUGCCGCUAUGCUUCACGGCAAUGUUAAAGUGGUAUCAUCGUCUAAGCUCUCGAGUGCGUGCCAUAUAUCAUCUGUGCAAUCUUUCCAGCGGAGCUUUACAUCAUCAUCUUUGAAAAUGGAUAAGUUUGUUACAAAGGCAAUGGCUGGAUCUAGUGAGAACAAGCCCUCUGGGUUGCCAAUUAAUCUGAAAGGUAAGAGAGCAUUCAUUGCUGGUGUAGCUGAUGAUAAUGGAUAUGGGUGGGCUAUUGCAAAAUCUCUAGCUGCUGCAGGUGCUGAAAUUCUCGUGGGAACUUGGGUCCCUGCUUUGAACAUUUUUGAGUCCAGCCUGCGACGUGGGAAGUUUGAUGAGUCACGCAUGUUACCAGAUGGUUCUUUGAUGGAGAUUACUAAAGUAUAUCCCCUUGAUGCAGUUUUUGAUACCCUUGACGAUGUUCCUGAGGAGGUGAAAUCAAAUAAGCGCUAUGCCGGAUCCAGUAACUGGACUGUCCAGGAAGCUGCUGAAGCCGUGAAGAGUGAUUUUGGAAGUAUUGAUAUUCUUGUUCACUCCCUUGCUAAUGGACCAGAGGUCACUAAACCUCUGUUGGAGACAUCCCGGAAGGGAUAUCUUGCUGCUAUCUCUGCAUCAAGUUAUUCGUAUGUUUCUUUACUGAAGCAUUUCCUCCCAAUAAUUAAUCCAGGUGGUUCUUCACUUUCUCUUACAUACAUUGCUUCUGAGAGGAUAAUUCCUGGAUACGGUGGAGGUAUGAGCUCUGCAAAAGCUGCGCUUGAGAGUGACACUCGAGUGCUUGCCUUUGAAGCGGGCAGAAAAAAGAGAAUUCGGGUCAACACAAUAUCUGCUGGUCCACUUAGAAGCCGUGCUGCCAAAGCAAUUGGAUUCAUUGAUAUGAUGAUUGACUAUUCACUAGUCAAUGCACCUCUGCAAAAAGAACUAUCUGCAGAGGAGGUAGGGAACACAGCCGCUUUCUUGGCAUCACCUUUGGCUUCUGCCAUCACCGGUUCUGUUAUAUACGUUGAUAAUGGCUUGAACACAAUGGGUGUCGGAGUUGACAGUCCAAUUUUUGAGAAACUUGACAUUCCCAAGGAUCAGCACUGAGGAUAGUCAAUGGUUAGUGGUUAGCCACGAUCUUAGUCUCUUAGAUUGUACUUAUAACAAUGCAGUUAAUUAGAUGUCUUGGCCAAUGGCCCCAUUUUGUCAUGAGAAAUAGUUUCCCCGAGGACUAACAUUUUCCAAGAACUUUGAAUCUAAAUCCUUUUCAAUUUCCCUUUUUUUUUAUAAAUUGUGCUUGUGAGAACUUGUGUAUAAAAUAUCAAACCCUGCUUGAAUAAAUGGCAUUACCGAUCGUAAUAGAGAGGCAAUUAUAAAA